AGUUAUCCUUCACACCCCGAACAGGCCGACGGUCCUGCUCGGGAUAGAAGCUCCGACGAAAUUUUUCAAACUCUUGUUAUCGACUUUGUUGUUGAAUUAUCCGAGUUAACAAGUGAUCUCGACUGAAGACCAACCGGUUCUCCAGUCAGCUUGAUCGAGUACAGUGUGAAUUAGUGUGCCUUAUUUGCGUUCUGCUUUCUUCUCUGAAAAGCAAAGAACGAACUCAGUUCUUCGACCGAUUGUGAUUGUCUCUGCCGAAGACAGUUUUGACGUUUUGUGAUACCUUAGCAGUUUAAAUGGUUGAUUACUACAGCUGCAAAAUGUCGGGAAGCGACGAGGAAUUCGAACCUCAAAUGCAGUCAGGCAUGACCAAGGCUGAAUUGCGAAGGAGCAAUAAGCCGAUCAUGGAAAAGAGAAGGAGAGCACGCAUCAAUCAGUGCCUCGACGAAUUAAAGAGUCUAAUCCUGGAGGCCAUGAAAAAAGACCCAACCAGACACUCAAAGUUGGAAAAGGCGGAUAUCCUAGAAAUGACUGUGAAGCAUCUGCAGCAGAUCCAGCGCCAGCAGCUCAACAAUGCCGUAGCCACCGACCCGGCAGUGAUAACCAAAUUUCGCUCCGGAUUUUCCGAGUGCGCCAGCGAAGUCUCCCGCUACGUCAACCACCUUGAGAACGUAGACCCUACUGUCAAGCAGCGUCUCGUAUCUCACCUCAACAACUGCGUGACCAACCUCCAGCAGGUCUCGCCCUUCUACAACCACUACGUUCCCUACAUGCCGGAGCGUCUGUACCCCGAGAUCAAGGUCGGCUUCCAGAGCGACGUUCAGAGCGGCGACGAGAACAACAACGGCAGCGCCAGGAUUCAGAUCCCCAGCAACGUCCAGCUCAUUCCCAGCCGACUGCCAAACGGCGAACUCGCUCUUCUAGUGCCACCUUCCGCCGGAAUCACCGCCAACUUCCCCUUCUUCCCACCCACCUCGGAGUCCGGCACGAGACUUGGCCAGCCGUCGGCCUUCACGGCUGUCCAGAGAACGUACAGCCCACUUCUCAGUCCGUCCACCUCGACAUCGAGCUUCGAGGAGAACCACCACUCCGAGCAGUACCCCACCUCGCUGUCGCCACCUCAGCACUUCAAGAUGCCCGAGCAAAGCCCAGCCUCCUCCUCCAACAAGAGCUUCUCGUCUCCGGAAACGCAGAAGCCCCAGAUCAGCUCUAGCAGUGACAGGAAUUCUCCGAUGCUCUUCCCCGAGCAGAAAGUGGAAAUCGUCAACUCGACCAGCGUCAUCAAGAGGGACGCCGAUAGUUUAGACGCCUUCAACGGAAACGCCAACAUGCAUAGUCUCCGACAGCCCUUGUCAGUCAUCACCGACAAGUACAACAGACCGCUGACGAUACCCAAGAGGGAGGGUGGACUCAAGCGAUAUAACUCGGAUGGACUCCUCGCCAUCUCCGACAAGAGACCGAGGUACCACGAAGCAUCGACCUCCGUUGCUUCCACCUCCAACUGCCACAGCCCAUCGUUGAAAAUCAAGGAAGAGUGCGCCGACGACGCGGAAAAAACGAAUUCGGUCAUCAGUAGCGAAACCUCGGCAACGCCAAACGGCGACAUGUGGAGACCCUGGUGAUUUGUCCGUCGAACCAAAGCAAAGUUAUUCAUUUUUUUUCUCUCGUUUGUUAUUGUACUGAUUUUCAACGUUGGAACUAUAGGUAAUCAGCUAGGAUUGUGCGAACGCAAUCCACUAGCAUUGCCAAAUCGUAGUCGAAUAGUUUUCCGAUUUUCCUCGACGAAAAUUUGUUAAAGCGUUCGAUGUUAUAUAAUUAUUGCGUGUCUCAAGAUGAAAUGCUACGAAAGCAGUCGAGAGAUUUAAGACUCGUUUUCAUGCUUGCAGCGCGAAUCUGAUAGAACCAUUGUACUGCAAUAAGCGUAUUUUUUAUUUUUUGAUGAUGAUCUUGUUUUGAAGGUUUACGAUUUCAAAAUAUUUUGUGCCUUAAAUAGUUAUAGAUUAUAAGUCAUUUAAAGUGUUUAUAUUUUUGAUGAAACGCAAUUCUAACGAGAAUUAGAGUUGUCGAUCUUUUUUGUUGAAAAAUACUAUUGCAACGUUAUAAAGUGUAACAUUUACCAAAAAUAGAUGUAAAAAGGUUUAAUUGAAAGUAUAAACACUUCAUCAGAAUACUGCAGUUGACGUAUUGAGAACUUGAAGCCUUAUGAUAUACGGUCCACCUUAUGUAACGAGAAUUAUAAUUCCUCCGAAAAGUCACCGUGUAAAAUAGCACACUCCGAACAAUGUAAGCUUUAACAGUAAACAGAGGUCCACGUUUAUUGGAUCUGUAAAUAUGUACAUAAUAUGUUUAAGUUGAUAUUGUUUUACGUUAGCUUCUCGUUAGGUAUACACGUAAGUGAUCCUUCGUGGUCAGUAUUGAAAAAGCCUACGUAGUAUUAAGAGUUUGUGAUAAAGAUUUUCCAGUCGUUACAAUAAAAACAAUUCUCACUAUAA
This is a messenger RNA of Nasonia vitripennis (jewel wasp), 2492 nucleotides long. It is a transcript of the gene dpn, whose product is annotated as transcription factor HES-1-A. The record is from RefSeq and is a predicted model, not a curated record. NCBI's taxonomy places the organism in Eukaryota, Metazoa, Arthropoda, Insecta, Hymenoptera, Pteromalidae. Gene Ontology annotation, cellular component: nucleus. The coding region runs from base 297 to 1622 and encodes 441 amino acids. The transcript has 3 exons. Gene Ontology annotation, molecular function: DNA-binding transcription factor activity, RNA polymerase II-specific; RNA polymerase II cis-regulatory region sequence-specific DNA binding; protein dimerization activity. Gene Ontology annotation, biological process: regulation of neurogenesis; regulation of transcription by RNA polymerase II; anterior/posterior pattern specification.